Messenger RNA from Mizuhopecten yessoensis (Yesso scallop), 2638 nucleotides. RefSeq lists its product as uncharacterized. The record is from RefSeq and is a predicted model, not a curated record. Lineage: Eukaryota; Metazoa; Mollusca; Bivalvia; Pectinida; Pectinidae. The transcript has 2 exons. Bases 466 to 1095 code for a protein of 209 amino acids.
UGUUAGAUAGAAUUACAAUUUUCACACAAGUUCGACUUAAAUCUUUUUAGUGUAUUCUGACGGGGUAAGUUUAGAAUACAUACAUAGUACGUGUUCGUGUGUGUGUAUAUAUAUACACAAUUGGUUAGCUAUUGCGGGUCGAAUCAUAAGGGUAUCGUUUCAAGGUGUGCAAGCAUUUGGCAUUGACAGUUCUAAAAAUUGAAAAGAGACGUUUGCUAUUUUUGGAUGACAUCCACUACAAGUCCAAAAAGACAGGGUGGAUUUUACAAGCAGCGCGCUGAAAACAGGGAAUAUUGAAAGGACAGACGGUUAUAAUGUUUAAGUUUCCAUUGGAUUUCAAGCUUCAAAUGAUGUUCUCAUCAGGAAGACAGUGUUACAAGGAUCAGCAUGGUGUUGGUACGUUAACUGAAGACAGUGGACAUUAAACAGUAUAUCCUGUCCAAUAUAGCGGAUGUGGCAGGAACGAUGGAAAACAGUGCGUAUAAUGUUACCCUUUCUAAUGUCACUUCCGUUUCCCAAAACAGUACUGAGGGUCCCUACGAUGCGGAAGGUGCAAUGAAGUUCACCGUUGCUGUGGUAACUAUGUAUAGUAUAGGAAUGGUGGGCGUACUAGUUAUGGGACUACGAAACAGCAGGAAAACGAAUUCUGAUGUUGAUGAAGAGGUGGAUUACUUCAUGAAAGACAUCAAUAAAGUUAGAAUUCGUUUGGAGAAAAAAGGCAGACUAGAAUCUAUUAAUAAACUUCUAGAUUCAAUGAAUAUAGACACACGAGUCAAAAACGUGAGUGUUGUCGGGUCAGGACUUUUACCAUUUAUGGCUCUUCCUGUGUUUAUGAGCGAUUGUUCUCGGCAACCGGAAGUGAAGAAACCACACCAGAAAAUUGACUCCGACCUUGACACCGAUGAUGGAGCUAGUAGUAGUGAUCUUGAGAACUCAAUGAACAAUGCCCAAGGCUGGUACCGUAGACAGGAAUCGUGUCUUACCGAAAACACGAUAUUGGAACUGGAUGAAAACGACAAUAAAGAGACCGAAGAAGAAGAUUCCCUGUUGAAAUCAAACUGUAUAGAGCUUAAAGAACUACACAUCAAUUGCUGACGUCAGAUUGAGAUAAAAAAAAUAUUCAUAUACUUGAUAACAUUAACAAUAAUUAGACAAUCCUUCAUCACAGUAACGAACCAUUACAAAAAAAUAAAGAAGGUGUGUACAAGGUGAUGGCACAGUCUAUCCUACUAACAAAUACAUGCUCUUUUAACUUAUAUAGACAUGUAUGACAGAAAGAUCCACAUGAGUUUCAAUUGAGAGUCCGUCAAGUGGAGGUAUUGUUGCUCUCGUAAAAUCGUAAGAUUUUCUGUUACGAGUUUAACUCAAGGAGUAAACAAUGCAAGCAUAAAGUUAUUGUGAAAGACGUUGAAUCAAGGAUGGUUAUGUUAACUUAUGACUAAAAACACAUACAACAAGGGGGAUAACUCUAAUUGGCUUCUUGAUGUAGUGACGAUGGGAUUUUGUUGCGAUUUCUUUCUUUCGUGUUUUUAAUGAAUACUAGUUCCUUCUUUAUUUAUGAUGAUUUUCGCCACCUUAAUUACUUUAAAAGAUGAUAUUAUAAAAGCUUAUACAAACAAGGUAUACUGUACCUGGUCUAUAAACAUCAACAUGAUCGGUCGGGAAUUAACACACGAUAAUUUAUCAUCAACUACUAUCACAAGUUGGUACCUUGUUCCUCUCGCAUCAUAGCGAACAUAUACAAGCAAAGUAUUCAGAUACAAUAACGUUCUGUACAUGAUUAAAUAUAGAAUUCUACGAUAUUAAAGAUUCGUUAAUACUUUUCUUUGUCUCAUGUUUGAAGCGAUUACUUUUGCACUGCAGCUGUAGGAGAAGUUGUCUCCCCUGAUCCACUUACACACUGUAGUACUUGGUGCAUCCGUGACUGUUGUUUGUUAUUUGAUUGGUGAUUUUAUCAUUACACGAACUGUCAGAAAAAUACGAAAAUGAACAUUCAUAACUUAUGCUGCAUGUUCCAUUUCGAUAAUUGAGUUUCAUUAUAAAUUAUAAAUAAUCGAUAUACAAAAUGACCUUCCGGGGUUCCCGGACCUUUCUACAUGAUCGUCAGGCUAACAUUUCAUAUGAAAGACAUCAUUUUGUGUAGCUUCAGUGCUCAGGUAAGCUCACAUUUCUUAAAAAAAAUCAUCUCAAUGUCACACAUUAUUUGUGCACGAAACUCAGAGAAGUUCAUUCUAUUCCUUCGUGUGCACAGAAUUUGUAAGUAACCUUCGAUUUAGAUAUUAACCGUAUUCUUCGGAAAAGAUGGCAAAGUUAACGUAGGUAUCGCCAUAAUUGAUGAUGACAUUUUGUCUCAUUUGUACUAAGUACUCAUGACUUUCUUGUUGAAUAACAAUACAAAGGUAUCAGUGAAUUUAAUGUGAUCAAUUGACAAAUGAAUCACAGAGUCAAUCUAACAGCUUCAUAACUGUCCAUAAACAUAUCAAUCCCUUCUCCUUGUCAUUUAUCACACGUCCUUGCUUAACGUUGGCAUAUUAUAUUAUCUGUACAAGGUUAACACUAUAUUAUCUGUUCAAGGUUAACAUUAUAUUAUCUGUAAAAGAAUAACAUUAGAUUAUCUGUACAAGGUUAACAUUAUAUU